GGAAAUCUUAGGUAGGAAGCAGAGGAUUUCCCACCAAAUGGGUAUAAAAGCCGGUCGCAACGACCAUAAGCCGAACACUCUUGAGGUUUCAAGACAUUGGCAAUGUUCCUCCACUCAACAUCCACCAGCUAUUUUUUGCUCCAAAUGGUCGCGAUUCUGGGGGCCACACUCAACUCGAUCUCUGCCCAACCAUUUUCGGAACACGACCAGGGAAUCCACCAUCUCAUCGAGCUUCUCAAUCAGCGCCUAGAGAGCCAACCUCCAGUGUUGCCAAUUGAGUCUCACUUCGAAGGCCCAGGCACGUCGGGUGCUGCGGACUCGUGGUGGUGGUCCACCCUCGGGGGCAAGCCUGAAGGGGUCAAGAAGGCUGGGACGGGGGGCGCCUCGACCCUUCGGAUCAUGAAGAAAAGCCAGGCAUUGCCACCCAUGAACUACCCAACAUCAUCCUUGUCAUCCUAUCCAAACUACGAAUCCAUUCGGAUCAUGAAGAAGAACAACAAUAACCACUACAACCCAAGGGUUUCUCGAGACGGUAAAACCAUAUCCAGACCUUACUAUGAUAGUCUUCGAGUCAUGAAACGCGAACCCACUUUGAUAUCCUCUUUGGACGUGCCCGAAUCACUUCGAAUCAUGAAGAAGGAUAAUGGCCCUUAUGGAAACUUGCACGACAGCCUUCGGAUCAUGAAGAAGAAUGUGGAAACCAUGGAGAACAUGUACGAUGAAUCCCCGGCCCGAUUGAGCAACUUUCGCGGCCAGACCUUCUUCAAUCGUCCCGAGGUCCGAUCCGGAAGUUGGAACACCGACUUGAGGAUCCUCUAAUGACACCACAAUAUACGACGAACUUGUACUUGUGUAUAUAUGUGUAUACUAUAUAGUAGUAUUUCAUCCCACCCUGGCCUUUUGUUAAUGGCGUCUUGAGCUGAUCUGGGGAGGAUCCAGCUCAGCACCAUUGAGAGAAAGAGCGUUGUUGCGGCAAUAUGCAAUUAUAUAUAUAUAUAUAUAUGUGUUCAUGUGUAUGUAUCUACAUAACUUUGGAUGAUAUGUAGGCAAUAUUGGUGAAGCUCUGAGUGGAAGCCGAUCAUCGAUCCAUGAUCGAGUUCUGCCUCCAAAUUGUUUUGGAAAAAAACCUUGUUCCACUUGUCGUGAACCUGAAUGUGUGUUCUGAUCCUUUGUCACUUGAGGACCAAAAGAAGCUCUUGAAACCCUUGUGAUAUCAAGCUUAUUUCUCAACCCACAUGACUAUUUGUGUACAUAACGUCGAUGAACUGAUGACUGGAAACGCCACCUGGCUCUACUACAUUGCUCAGCCUCGGAUUAGAGUUGAGGUCUGGUAAUGCAAGUGACUAGGAGAUCAUUACACCUAUAAAACAUUUAGGACGAUAUGUGAAGAGUUAAUAAAAGUGGCAAGUGUGUUCU
Tigriopus californicus is the source of this 1416-nucleotide messenger RNA. RefSeq lists its product as uncharacterized. Lineage: Eukaryota; Metazoa; Arthropoda; Copepoda; Harpacticoida; Harpacticidae. The coding region runs from base 103 to 819 and encodes 238 amino acids. The record is from RefSeq and is a predicted model, not a curated record. The transcript is spliced from 5 exons.